GGAAGUGUUUAAUCGGGCUCCAAAUAUUGUAUUGCUAUUGCAACCGUGUGAGGAAGUGUAGAAACUUAAUUUGUGUGUGGUUUCGGACACUAUACAGCGAUUGCAGCCACAGUUAGUUUUCUCAGCUUGCUUUUGCGGCGUGUGGACUGUGCUAGUGCGGUGCAAAGAUUGCGUCGACAGCACCAACUAUUGUUGUGAUGAAGAAUCAACGUUAAAUCUCCCGCUUUUGAACUUCCGUUUGGAAAUCAAACCAUAUUUUCAGGAUUUUAAAUUCACUCGUGAUCGGGAUUUUCCCGCAUCACCCCCCGACGACGAGGCCCUUCCAUUUGGCAUUGGAAUGAUUGACAUACUGAGGCUCUCUGAUUCCAUAUAAAAACGCAAGCAUAUCCAGCAGAAGUGAAAACAACGUCAACCACCACACACAUUACAACUGGUACCGUCAGCGUUCUUUGAGGCACGGCCAAAAUUAAACGAUACGGAAAAAGAAGGACCAUCCAAUUUGACACUUCGCAUCGGAAAGGGUCGCAAUUUACCGCUCGUUUUUUUUAUUUCACGCCCGACAAAUCCGUCAAGUGGCGCACCAUGGUAACUAGCGACGAUAGCACCGUACAAACCCCGGCCGAACCAAAGACGGGUCAGCAGCAACAACCCACCGGCACGAUGGACACGACGGCAACCGAACCACCGAGCCGGAAGCUGGGUGGAUUUGAGUUCUACGAGAAAAUUUUGCGCUCGCCCCGCUACGUCGUCGCCCCGAUGGUGGACGCGAGUGAGCUGGCCUGGCGUCUGUUGAGCCGCCGGCACGGGGCCCAGCUCUGCUACUCCCCAAUGUUCCACAGCAGCUGCUUCUCGAAGGACCCGAAGUAUCGGAAAGAUUCGCUGCAAACGUGUCCGGAAGAUCGACCGCUUAUUAUUCAGUUCUGCGGCAACGAUCCGAAGAUUAUGCUCGAGGCGGCCCUACUCGCACAGGAUCACUGCGACGCGAUCGAUAUCAACCUCGGUUGCCCGCAGGCCAUCGCCAAGCGGGGCCACUACGGGGCCUUCCUCCAGGACGAAUGGGAGCUGCUGCGCGAAAUAGUAAGCACCCUCCAUCGCAAUCUGGCCAUACCGGUCACGUGCAAGAUACGUAUCUUCGAGGAUAUGUCUAAAACGAUUCGAUACGCCCGAAUGCUGCAGGACGCCGGAGCCCAACUGCUGACCGUGCACGGUCGAACGCGCGAGCAAAAGGGUCCGCUGACGGGGAUGGCCGACUGGAAGUACGUGAGCGUUUUGCGGCAGGAGCUAAGCGUACCGAUCUUCUCCAACGGUAACAUCAUGUCCGUGCACGACGUGGAACGGUGCAUCGCGGAGACGGGGGUGAACGGAGUGAUGACCGCCGAGGGUAACCUGCACAAUCCGGCCCUGUUCGAGGGCGUAAACCCGACCGCCUGGAGCAUGGCACACGAGUAUCUGGAUUUGGUCGAACAGUACCCGGCCCCGAUUUCCUACAUUCGGGGACAUUUGUUCAAAAUUUUCCAUCACCUGUUACACCUGAAAUCAAACACCGCGUUGCGGGAGCAGCUCGCUAUUUGCCAUUCAGUGCCCGAAUUCCGCUCGGUCGCAUCGCAGCUGGAAGAAAAAUACCUGCCCUUCCACGAGGGCAAGAAAGUCUGGACGGGAGACGAACCCGAAAACGAGGAGGAUAAAGCUGUCGCCGAUGACCCCGGUACGGACCAGAAUCUACACCUGCCGCCAUGGCUCUGUCAGCCGUACAUGCGCGCCCCACCGGAAGUGCACCGGCAGAAGCUGGCCGAAGCGCGCCGCCUGGCGGAAGAUCCUACUCGCGAAAAGCGCCAAUUUUUCGACGCCCACGGCAACGAGAUAUCGCGCAAGCGUAUGAAAAAGAUGCGCCGCGUGCAGCGUCGACCAAAGAACAAGAACCGUGCACUCAGAAACGCCGCUCGAAAUGCUGCUGGGAACAACGGGGACGAUGGAAAGACGAUUGCCGACGGCGACGAAGAGGAGGAGGGCGAAGACGACGUUUCGUCCUCGAUUGACGAAGGGGCGGACACGGUUAUCCUGAUGCAGGCCCCUCCUAGUGUGGACAAAAACGCUCGGCGCCGGCGGUUCGAGGAGUUGUGCAACAAUGAAUCACCAAAAUGCACCAAUCCGAUGGGGUUAAAAUGUGACCACAGACUUUGCAAGAUGUGCUGCAGGAAAAAGUGCUACCAGGAGAACCGCGACUGUUGCGGCCACAAAAUCCGCAUCAAAUCGCGCCGUGAAAAAGCGAUCGCACUGACGUUGGCCGAAAAGCAGCAGCAGGAGGAAGGGCAAAAAUCUGCCGAACAGCAACAGAAGCUUCUUGUCGAAGGAAGUCGGAAUCUUCCGCCUGCUGGUGCUGUAACCAUGGAGACGGACCAUGCACCGGAGCCGAGAACCCCGGCUGAGGAAGGACACGAGGUGGAGAAACACAGAUGACCAGGGUGUGCAGCCGUCAACUAAAAUAUCUCCACCACCAGCAACAUUACAAAACGAUAAACAAUUAUUUUUCGGCUCCGAAAAGUGUGUGAACCCAUGUACAGUACGUUAAUGAUGGAAAAUAAACACUCAGCGUUAAAUUUCUACGAUCGACUGUUUAAAACAUCGUGAA
Messenger RNA from Anopheles coustani, 2629 nucleotides. RefSeq names its product tRNA-dihydrouridine(16/17) synthase [NAD(P)(+)]-like (gene Dus1). The transcript is spliced from 7 exons. NCBI's taxonomy places the organism in Eukaryota, Metazoa, Arthropoda, Insecta, Diptera, Culicidae. Gene Ontology annotation, biological process: tRNA processing. The record is from RefSeq and is a predicted model, not a curated record. Gene Ontology annotation, molecular function: flavin adenine dinucleotide binding; tRNA dihydrouridine synthase activity. Bases 583 to 2457 code for a protein of 624 amino acids.